Messenger RNA from Staurois parvus, 314 nucleotides. NCBI's taxonomy places the organism in Eukaryota, Metazoa, Chordata, Amphibia, Anura, Ranidae. The record is from the annotation of a GenBank genome assembly.
AUGGAGUGCUACACAAAGAAAAAGAACAGGUGCUUCACACCUCCACAAGGACGCAACCCCAAACUGGACACCUAUAUUGUUAGCUUCAGAUUGCAAGCUACAUCCCUGAUAUCCAGCCAGCAAAAGAAAAUUCUGUACAAUCUUUCACCACUAUAGCGAAGGGCUAUACACGAUUUGUGCAAUAAUCAGGCCAUCACCAUCAAACCAGCGGAUAAAGGGGGAGCAGUAGUUGUGAUGGAUACAAACAAAUACAUACAAGAAGGCCAGAGGUAGCUGGAAAACGCCAUCCAAAUCGAAUAUGUUCCGACCCAAGA